Messenger RNA from Xenia sp. Carnegie-2017, 1333 nucleotides. RefSeq lists its product as uncharacterized. The record is from RefSeq and is a predicted model, not a curated record. The transcript has 13 exons. Gene Ontology annotation, biological process: cell division; mitotic sister chromatid segregation. Gene Ontology annotation, cellular component: MIS12/MIND type complex. Bases 8 to 976 code for a protein of 322 amino acids. NCBI's taxonomy places the organism in Eukaryota, Metazoa, Cnidaria, Anthozoa, Malacalcyonacea, Xeniidae.
UUUGAAAAUGGCGGACAACGAGCACUUCAGGGAGCAGGAGGAAAGUAGGAGAAAUUUUGAGGAGGAUAAAAAUAGAGAUAUGGAAUUGGAAGAAGACUCCGGUUUUCGCUUUAAAAGGAGAGUCAAAAAGAAAACACCGAAUUCAGAAGAACAGACUGAGCACGGUGAAAAUGUUGAAAAAUGUGCUACAAGUAAAAUAUCAACGAAGAGGAGACGAUCUAGUUUCAUACCUGGAAGGAAAGUUGUCUCACCAUUGGAAUAUUGUCAUUCAACAAGCAUUACAGAUUUUCAAGGUUUAUACAAGGAAAUUCCAUCCAACCUUAAAGAGGAAGAAAGGCUUCUUCAGUUGUUUGAUAAGAGCCUAGAUCUUAUGUGCAUCAACAUCAAAAGCAAAGGUGCUUCCAAUAUUUCAGAUUUCGAAGAGAGAGUUGAGGAGUAUGUGAAGAAUCUACGGGCAAAAUUGAGCGAGAAGAUAAAUUUGGCCAAAAUUGCAGCAGAGUUAAAUAACACAAGCAAUGAGAGAGUUACCGCUCCAAAUGCUAAGGCCAUAAGACUCGAAGAGUAUGCAAAGAAAAGCGAGGAAACAAUGAAAAGAAUGACUGUAGAAAGUCAAGCAUGGGAGGAUCUUCUUGAGAGUUAUCGCCAUGAAGAAAAAGAAACUUUGAUUGACGUGAAGAAUUCUUACAACAAGAUAACAAAAGAGUGUUUAUCUAAAGAAAAGCAGGAAUUUCUUAACAGUUUACAUUUGAGAGAUGGCUUUCUUGAUGAUCUACGUAAAGCAAAAGAUGAGGCUAUUCUUCUGACGGAGAAAAUUGUUAAAAACGUAUCGACGGUGAAGCAUUUCAAGGAUGUUUUGACAAACUACCUUGAGAAGUAUUCCAAUGAUUUUAUGGCAUUACCUAGUCAACUAAACGAUGGCGAUACCCCACGUCGCUUAAUACUUGGUGUAACCAAAGAUUCAACCCAACCCACCUAAAUGCUUUGGAAACGAAGGUCUGAGAGGUCUGUCAACAUCUUGGAGCUUUGGUUGGAGCCAUUUGUGUAGUUCUUGAAGAAACUUAUUUAUUCUCGGGCGACCUGGAAAACACUGAAGGACAGCCAUUGGUUGAUAUGUUAAAGCAUAGGAGAAAAUCCACAAAGGUAGAAUGAUUAAAUUACUUGAAUGAGCAAAUUUACAAAGCGCUCGAGGUGUUCUUUAUGAAGGCUCUUCUUAAUGACAAUUUCUCUUGUAAAUAUGAAUGUUAAAGCACUCUCAAGGUCUUGCAUGUUUACAUCAAGCCUACAGAAAAUGUUUAAAAAUUCAUGGUCAAAUUGUAUAAGUUCAUACAUUGAA